GGGGGCUCCCCCUGGGGCCAGCGGGGCCGCUCCUGUCCUGCCGGCCUGCUCCGGGGGGAGCCAGGAACAGCCCUGCGGCCUGGCUUGGGCUGGGCUGCGGGCGGCUUCUCCGGUCUCCUUCGGGAAAAAAGCUUUAUAAUCCCUGGCUGCCUUUACCAUCCGCUUGGCUGCAAGUCCCGCUCUGCAAGCGGCUCUCUCAGACUCUGCCCAGAUGCUGCUUAAGACGCGUGCUGCAGGAAACUAGGUUUUCUGCUCACUUCUAAGAAAAAAAACAACAACAACUGUGAAUUAUGUAGGAUGAGGAUGGUUGUAAGGUUGGUCACCUCCAAAAUGUUGUCUCAGUGUCUGUGCCAACUUUACAAGUGUCUGUUUCUGCACAACUUAAAACUGAACUCAGUAACCGCGGCCACUUUGGCCAGAUGGAUCCAUUCUUCAGAAAAAAAGCUUUCUGACUGUGAAUUAAAUAAACAAACCAUCCAGCAACGUGAAAAAGAAGAGUUACCUGAAAGUACAGAAAACAAUAAUUCUGGAAGAUUGCACAUACCAGUGAUGCUGGAGGAGGUUGUUAAUUGUUUAUCUCCUCAGCCAGGCCAGGCUUCUCCGAAGUGGUAUUACCCUGCUGUGUGCUGUAAAGUGGAAAUAAAUGUCAUUGUUGCUAAGUGUUUCCUUGACAUGACGUUUGGAGCUGGAGGUCAUACUAGAGCUCUGCUAGAGAAAGCCAGAGACAUCACUGUCUAUGCACUGGACAGAGACCCCACAGCUUAUAAAAUAGCUCAGCAGCUUUCAGAAUCCUACCCGAAGCAGAUUCGAGCUCUUCUUGGGCAGUUUAGCCAGGCAGAGGCUUUGUUAAUCUCCUCUGGAGUUGAGCCAGGGACUCUAGAUGGAGUUCUCUUCGAUGCUGGCUGUUCUUCUAUGCAAUAUGAUACACCUGAAAGAGGUUUUUCCCUGAAGAAGGACGGACCUUUGGACAUGAGGAUGGAUAGUGACAGGUGCCCCGACGUGCCCACGGCCGCCGAUGUUGUCAACGCUUUAGAUCAACAGGCGCUUGCGUCCAUCCUGAGGACGUACGGGGAGGAGCGGCACGCCAGGAAAAUCGCCUCAGCCAUCGUUCAGGCACGCAGCAUAUACCCCAUCACCAGGACCCAGCAGCUUGCAAGCAUUGUUGCAGGUGCAUUUCCAGGAUCAGCACUGUAUGCACGGAAAGACUUGCUUCAGAGGCCUACACAUGUUGCUACUAAAACUUUCCAAGGCCUACGAAUAUUUGUAAAUGAUGAGCUCCAUGAACUCUUACUAGGGCUGAAGACAGCUGAGAAGUUUCUAAAACCUGGAGGUCGCCUUGUAGCCCUCUCCUUUCAUUCCCUGGAAGAUCGUAUCAUCAAACGUUUCCUUCAUGGAAUAGACAUGACAGAAAAGUACAAUCUUGGCUCAAGGCAGAAGAUAAGACAGGCUCUCAAGAAUUGCUCCAAAGAAGAUACAGAAGAAUUUCCCAAUGGAAAAUCCAACUCGAGAUGGAUUUUUAUACAGAAAAAAGUUCUCACACCUCAGGCCAAGGAUAUUCAAGCAAACCCAAGAGGAAGAUCAGCCAAGUUGAGAGCUGCUAUUAAAUGUUAAAACAGAAGAUAUGAUUUUAUGACUGUAUAAUUUCCUUAAUUUUUUUUUUUCCAGAAGGCUAACUGGACAGAUAGUAUCAAACUGAAAAAUAAAAUGAAGGCUAUUAGAAAA
Molecule: messenger RNA, 1722 nt
Organism: Apus apus (common swift)
Lineage: Eukaryota; Metazoa; Chordata; Aves; Apodiformes; Apodidae
Gene: METTL15
Product: methyltransferase like 15
Exons: 7
Coding region: 298-1611 (437 amino acids)
Biological process (GO): rRNA base methylation
Molecular function (GO): rRNA (cytosine-N4-)-methyltransferase activity
Source: RefSeq, a predicted model, not a curated record